Moneuplotes crassus is the source of this 1536-nucleotide messenger RNA. NCBI's taxonomy places the organism in Eukaryota, Ciliophora, Spirotrichea, Euplotida, Euplotidae. The record is from the annotation of a GenBank genome assembly.
UAACAAAAUGGGCAUCAAAGACCUGCUUCCGAAGAUAAAGUCGAUCCAACAAAAGGUGCAUAUAAAGGAAUUCAAGGGGCAAAGAGCUGCCAUUGACUCCUACUGCUGGCUGCACCAAGGCGUCUAUGGGAUGGCCCACGAACUCAAGGACAAUCUCCAAGGCGUGGAGUACUUGGUCGAGUACUGUAUUAGCAAACUUAAGCUCCUUUUGGAUUACAACAUCAAGCCCAUUUUCGUGUUUGAUGGCGCAGAGCAUCCCAUGAAGCUUAAGACUGAAGAGAAGCGUGAGAAGAACAGAAACCGCAUCAUGGGCGAGGCCAAGAAGUUGGAAGAAGAAGGUAAAGUGAUAGAAGCUAUGAAGAAGUAUAACGAGUCAGUCAAUAUCACUCCAAGACAUGCCUAUGCCUUGAUUAUCGCACUUAAAAAGUUAGAGAUAGAGUAUAUCGUAGCUCCUUAUGAAGCCGAUGCACAGCUAGCGUAUCUUUCCCUGGCAGGAAUUGUUGACUUUAUUAUUACUGAAGACUCCGACCUUCUGCCCUUUGGAGCAAGCACUGUCUUCAUGAAGAUGGACAAGAACGGUAAAGGGUAUAGGAUUGACCUAGCUGAUUUGAAGAAGGUCGAGGAAAUUAACAUGCAAUCAUUCGAUCACACUAAUUUCCUUGAAGCAUGUAUCCUAGCCGGAUGUGAUUACUUACCAAGCGUAAAAGGUAUAGGAGUCUCUAAAGCAUUCAAGCUGAUCACUAACUCUGGUGGAGAUGUUAAAUUGGCGGUACAAAACAUGCAGAAGAACAAGAGGCUCGUGGUUCCCGAUAAGUACCUUGAGACAUUCGAUAAGGCCUUCCUCACCUUCCAAUAUCAAGUUGUUUACUGCCCGAUUGAGAAAAAGCUGAGGUACUUAAGAGACCCUGAGGACUCAUUACACUCUAAAAGUUUGAAGGAUCAUGAAGACCUAGAUUUCUUAGGCGAAAUCUACGAAGAAGAGCUUACCCAAAGAGUCGUGGCUGGAGACAUUGACCCUAUCACCCACGAAGAGCUCAGCCUUGACGAUGCUAUAAAGAGCGCUAUUGUUAAAAGAAUAGCGAUUAUUGGUCAGAAAAAGAGGGAAAAGAGAUCCUUAACAAAUCGUAAGCGGUACGGCUGGAGAAGGAAGAGUAAGAAGGGAUCUGCCAAUGCAUGACUAGGCAGCGAAGAAGAUGGUGUCAUUAAGAAUUAUACCAUCAGGAAGUUCUUUAAUGCUGAUUCUAACACUAAGUCUGGUAAAUAAGUAUUUUAAAAGAAAAAGCUCUAAAACUCAUGAUGAGAGAGAAGAGCAGAAAGAAGCUAAGCAUAAUAGUAUCUAUCCCACACUAGAAAGGACGUCUAAAAGACGUGAACUCAAGAAGACUACACCAGUAAAAUCAACUCCCAAGAAGGAAAUAGAAUGCGUUGAUGGCAUCAAAGAAGGAGAGUACUCAAGGUUCUUCCCUUGAUCCAAAGUUUCCUUAGGCUAAUUAAUUAAAUACUUUUGGGAGGGUCGAUCACUUGAUUGUUUCAAUA